This is a messenger RNA of Nelumbo nucifera (sacred lotus), 777 nucleotides long. The record is from RefSeq and is a predicted model, not a curated record. NCBI's taxonomy places the organism in Eukaryota, Viridiplantae, Streptophyta, Magnoliopsida, Proteales, Nelumbonaceae.
UCCCCUUACAAUCAUCAGAUAAUGGAUGGGAUGGUUAAGAUCACAUGAUUUGAUCAAUUUCCACCUUUAACAUACCCAUGCUGGUCACAUAAAGUGAUGGAUUUCAUCAACACAAUGUACUCGUGUUGUAUUGAUAAAUCAUCUUUGCUGUCUUUCCAACACAGAUUAGGAUUCAUUUAUAGAAAAAUCACUCUGAGAAAGUAGACAACUCAAGAAACUAACAACUUGCACCAUCUCGGUCAUCAGGUUUCCGUAAUGCUCCAAUUAGAAACCAGCUGUGAGAAUUUUCUUUUUAAGUCUGCAUCAUCAUCUGUCAAAUCAUAUGGUUGCAAAGAUGAGUCGCUUAAGGAUUCAGAGUUCACACUUGCAUCAUCAUCAUCUUCUUUGUCUUCUUCAUCAGAUAUAGUCAUAUUAUUUAGCAUUGAUGGAUCAAUAAUCUCAUCUGGAUCAAUCAUCUUUAACUCAGAUAACUUCUUAUUUUUACGCUUCGUUUUGGUAUUUAUUCUGGCAUCAGCAUUGUCUACUUCCUUGUUUGACCCAGUAAUAGAAGAUAUUUUCACAUCACCAUGAAUCUCUUUUUUUCCAUUCAAACUGGAUGAAAUCCCCUUGGAUUGGGUAGAAAACCCAAAUUCCCAGUCAAUAGUUUCUCCAUUGAAACUAUCAUCAAGGUAUAGAGGAUUUUUUGGGUCAACCACUUUAGAGAACACCAAUGCAACAGAGCUAGCCAUUCUCCUUACUAAAUGCAUAGGACUCUCCAGCCUACCUGCCAGAAGUUAG